AUGAGAUCAACCUAUAAGAUAGUAUUUCUAGGAAGCUCCAACGUUGGAAAGACCACAUUAAUGUCCCAAUAUUUGCACCAGGAAGUACAAAGGUCAUAUGGCCCUACGAUAGGACUGGACUUUGUUAGUACAACGAUUGUGGUUAGUGGACAUAGGGUUCGUCUCCAACUAUGGGACACGGCAGGACAAGAAAGGUUCAACUCGAUUAUACCAAACUAUACAAGAAACUCCUUCCUGGCCAUUAUCGUCUUUGAUAUGAAGGAUAAGGCCUCUUUUGAGAGGAUAGAUCACUGGAUUAAUACACUUACAAAGGCAAAUGACAAUCCCGGAAGUAAGGUCAGGAUUCUAAUAGUGGGGAAUAAGAAGGACCUUGCAGAUGAGGAGACACAAGAAUGGUAUAAGGAGGUGGGAAGUAAAAAGGCGAAGAAGCAUGGAGGGGAGUAUGUUGAGACAUGUGCUAUGAAGCAUGAGGGAAUAGAGGAUCUUGUUAAGGCUGUUGACAGGCUUAUUGAAGAAGAUUUGGAGGAUCCUGCUGAGGAUGAGAGUACAGUUAGGCUGGAGUCCAUAAAGUAUGUAAAGGGAAGAAGGUGUUGCUAG
Molecule: messenger RNA, 597 nt
Organism: Encephalitozoon intestinalis ATCC 50506
Lineage: Eukaryota; Fungi; Microsporidia; Unikaryonidae
Product: GTP-binding protein
Exons: 1
Coding region: 1-597 (198 amino acids)
Molecular function (GO): GTPase activity; GTP binding
Source: RefSeq, a predicted model, not a curated record